CUUUUUUGUGUUUGUGUUGCAGGCGGACGCUAAGAUGGUGUGUGACGUCGUCAGUCGUAUGGAAGACACAGAGCCGUACUCUGCUGAGCUGCUGGGCGCCAUGAUGCGCCUGUGGGCCGACUCGGGCAUCCAGGAGUGCUUCAGCCGCGCCCGGGAGUACCAGCUCAACGACUCGGCGCAGUAUUACCUCGACAGCCUAGAUCGGAUCGGUGCGGUCGACUACCAGCCCACAGAGCAGGACAUCCUCCGGACCCGAGUGAAGACCACAGGCAUCGUCGAGACGCACUUCACCUUCAAAAACCUUCACUUCAGGCUGUUUGAUGUGGGAGGUCAGAGGUCGGAGAGGAAGAAAUGGAUCCACUGUUUUGAAGAUGUGACUGCCAUCAUUUUCUGCGUGGCUCUGAGCGGAUACGACCAGGUUCUGCAUGAGGACGAAACCACGAAUCGCAUGCACGAGUCUUUGAUGCUGUUUGACUCCAUCUGCAACAACAAGUUCUUCAUCGACACCUCCAUCAUCCUCUUCCUCAACAAGAAGGAUCUGUUUGCAGAGAAGAUUAAGAAGUCUCCACUCAGCAUCUGUUUCCCAGAGUACACAGGACCCAACACCUACGAAGACGCGGCAGCUUACAUCCAAGCACAGUUCGAGAGCAAGAACCGCUCUCCAAAUAAGGAAAUCUACUGUCACAUGACCUGCGCCACGGAUACGGGGAACAUCCAGGUCGUGUUUGAUGCUGUGACCGAUAUCAUCAUCGCCAACAACCUUCGAGGGUGUGGCUUGUACUGAGCGCGCCCACACACACCCUGGACCCCCUCCUCCCCCCACCACCACCCCCACACUUUUCUCCCAUCCUUCCUGUCCUCUUCCUCUUUCUCCUCCUCCUCUGUCUUGUUCCUUUGGCACUGCUGUGGAAAUGAUGAUGGCGAUGAUGAUAAUGAUGAUGAUGAUUCUCUAAAGAAAAACAACAAAAAAAAUCCAACUAGGUACAUAUUAAUAAUGAGGAUGAUUUAAAAAAAAUAGGCAUACAUGCAUAUAAAUAUAAAUAUAUAUAUAAAUCUAUCUAAUGUUCUUAGUUCUUGUGUCCUCUCUGCUCUGAUUCCCCCUGAUGUUUUUUUGGGUCUGUUGCCAAGCAAACAAAAUUAGUUUUAGUAGAAAAAACCCCAAACCUGCAGCCUUGAAACAUCUUGAACAAAGUUGAGGAAAGCCUCUGUUGCCGCUCCGUCACGUGGUCGACUGUGUGAUUUUUUUUUUUUGUUAACAAAACUGAAGCCUGUACUUUUUUUUCUUGCAUACUUUUUUAUGUAUUGUUACUUUGAAAAUGAUGAUGCUGUUUUAUUUCUUUGAUGAUCGUGUGUAUAUUUAUUGCGUCUGUACACUGAUUAUUCUCACCUCUCACCUGUACUUCCUGUUUAAUCCUGGUCGUUUUGGGCUGUUUUGCGGAUUAUUAAUACUUUUUUUAUUUGCAGAAAUAUGUGUAUAUGUGAGCAGCACUAAAAUGCACCUGACAAGUUGGAUAAGAACGU
Molecule: messenger RNA, 1521 nt
Organism: Poecilia latipinna (sailfin molly)
Lineage: Eukaryota; Metazoa; Chordata; Actinopteri; Cyprinodontiformes; Poeciliidae
Product: guanine nucleotide-binding protein G(o) subunit alpha
Exons: 5
Coding region: 35-784 (249 amino acids)
Biological process (GO): G protein-coupled dopamine receptor signaling pathway; adenylate cyclase-modulating G protein-coupled receptor signaling pathway
Cellular component (GO): cytoplasm; heterotrimeric G-protein complex
Molecular function (GO): G-protein beta/gamma-subunit complex binding; mu-type opioid receptor binding; GTPase activity
Source: RefSeq, a predicted model, not a curated record